Messenger RNA from Radiomyces spectabilis, 1032 nucleotides. Its product is annotated as ras family-domain-containing protein. Gene Ontology annotation, molecular function: GTP binding; GTPase activity. NCBI's taxonomy places the organism in Eukaryota, Fungi, Mucoromycota, Mucoromycetes, Mucorales, Radiomycetaceae. The coding region runs from base 153 to 815 and encodes 220 amino acids. The record is from RefSeq and is a predicted model, not a curated record. The transcript is spliced from 9 exons. Gene Ontology annotation, cellular component: Golgi apparatus.
ACUGCACGUGAGACCGGUGCAUGACCUAAAAUGGAGUUUCGUUUUUGCCUUUUUUUUCAACACUGCUCAUACUUCUUUCUCAUCGUUUGGAAUUCACGCCACCUUUUUUUUCUCUUGUUUUCAGUAUAUAAACUAUUGCGCUUUAUACACCUAUGUCAGGCUACAACUAUAUCAUAAAAGUAAAACAGGCAAUGUCGCAUAACUUGAGCACGAGACUUAUACCAGUUUCCAUCGUUUCUCUUACAGGCGUUGGCAAGUCUUGCCUUUUACUUCAAUUCACAGACAAAAGAUUCUACUCUGGACGUGAACUGACGAUUGGUGUUGAAUUCGGGACCAAGUUCAUUACAGUUCGGGAUAAACAAGUCAAACUACAGAUCUGGGAUACAGCAGGCCAAGAGAGUUUUAGAAGCAUUACACAAAGCUACUACCGAGGCGCUGCAGGUGCAUUGCUAGUGUAUGAUAUUUCCAGACGAGAAACAUUUGAACAUAUUCCCACAUGGCUUGCUGAUGUACGAAAACACGCCAACCCAAAUACCACGAUCAUGCUGAUAGGCAACAAAUGUGACCUGGAUCGUCGUCAGCGACAAGUAACGAGUGAAGAAGCUGAAAAGUUUGCGAAAGAAAAUGACAUUCCACUGUUCAUCGAAACUUCCGCCAAAUCCGCCGAGAACGUAGAGGAAGCGUUUGUCAAGACAGCCGAGGAUGUGUAUGAAAAAAUCGAAGCCGGCUUAUUUGCAAACGAGACAUCGGGAAUCCGUUUGGGAGCGGCACCUAACCCAUUAGAAGAAGGAUCAGGAGGCGCUUGCUGUUCAUAAGUUUGCCUCAUAUUUCCCAAUCAAAUGCCGUCUCUCCCAUAGGACGCCUUUCCAUUUUUGAUUCCAUUGCUGUGUUUUUCCUUCCAUAAAAUAUCUUUUUUUUUCCUAAUAUCUUCCCCCAUCUUAUUCUUUCUUCAUGCCAGUUCAGAUAAAAGUGAAAAAUACAAUAUUCAUGGAUCGCAGCGAUUCCUGCAUUCCCCUUUCCCAAUUCAAAAAA